AGUGAACCAGCAAAGUGGAAUGUUCUAAAAGUCUAAGUGUUACAAAGAAUAGAACAAAAAUACUAGAAAUAAUAACAUCAAAACUUCACAAGCCAACAACAUACUCUAACUUUGUCAUGUUCAUAAUUAGAGCUUUAAUUUUAGUAUCGGCUUUAUUCGCGUUCGAAACAAAUGAAUUUGUGCAGGCGAAAUGGUGGCUUUCAUAUUUGCCGCCGAGUCAUUUAAAAUUUUACGAGGCCGCUAUGAAGUUGAGCUUGAAUAAUACAUUGACAGCUGUAAAUGCAAAUUCCGCAACAAUUAAACCAGCUGCGGCUGCAACAACUAGUGUUCCGGCAAAUAUAUCAGAGCUCGUAAUGGCUGCGGUAUUAACAGCUUCCGCUCCAAACAUUGACACCAGUUUGCGUCCAUCAGAAGUUCAGCCAAUUGCAGAUCCUCUAAAUAACUUGACAGCACUGACAUCGUCAACUGGGAAUUACUACAUUUUUAACUAUUUCUUCUCUAAAAAUGAAACCGUUGAGGCAAACAAAGAGAACGCACCAGUUGAUAAAGAACACACAAACGCUAAAGUUGAUAAUGAUAUGAAAUACAGCAUCCUACCAGACUGUGCCAACGUUAACACAUCCGGUGCCUACUUGGUGCGUGUAGAGUUAUACAGUCAUCGUCCUUUCAUGGUCUAUUGUCAAGUUAUAGAUGACGAUGACCACGCCUGGUUGGUAAUACAGCAACGUGACUUCGAUGAUCCACCAAUCGACUUCAAUCGCACCUGGGCGGAUUAUCGCGCGGGUUUCGGUGUUAUAGAUGGCAGUUAUUGGUUGGGUUUGGAGAAGAUCUGGGCCAUAACACACAGCAUGUUGCAUGAGUUGACCAUUUUAUUGCUAGAUUUUGAUAACAAAUUUCGUUGGUAUCGCUACGGCGCCUUCAGCAUUGCGAAUGAGGAACAAAACUAUGCUUUGAAUUUGUUGGGCGCAAAUGGUGGAUCGGCAGGUAAUAGUUUGAAAGAGAGCAAGGGACAAAAGUUCAGCACCUACGACAGGGAUAAUGAGGAAAAGUGUGCGCAGAAGAUGCAAGCUGGUUGGUGGUAUAAGGAUUGCGAAAUCGGAAAUCUGAAUAGUCCAUUCUCUAAGCAAUUGACGGCCAAGUAUGAGGGUGUUAUGUGGCCGACGCUUUAUACGGAUAAGCCGUUAAGCACCGUGAAAAUGAUGGUGCGCGCAAAGAAGUACAAUAGCAAUUAGGCUGCAAAGGCUUAAAUAAGAACCCUUUUU
This is a messenger RNA of Bactrocera latifrons, 1262 nucleotides long. Its product is annotated as fibrinogen-like protein 1. The coding region runs from base 117 to 1232 and encodes 371 amino acids. Lineage: Eukaryota; Metazoa; Arthropoda; Insecta; Diptera; Tephritidae. The transcript is spliced from 4 exons. The record is from RefSeq and is a predicted model, not a curated record.